GUCUAAAAAUAAGCCUGACAAUGACGGACGAAGUGCGACCCGAGGUGAUAAAGAAAACGCAAGAUCUGCUUGGAAAAUAUUUCAAGAAGCCACCGUUAACCGAAAAAUUACUCCGAAAACCGCCGUUUCGUUUCCUUCACGAUAUUAUAACGGCUAUCAUUAAAGAGACGGGUUUCUUGAAGGGAUUGUUCACUGAUGAGGAGUUAAAUUCGGAUAAUAUAAAGGAUAAGGAAGCGAAGCUCGCCUUCUUGACAAAACUCAUUGAUGUCGUCAAAUUAAUUUCGGGUGCUAAUUUAAUGGUCAGGGCAAGUAAGAUAAUUUCUGGUCAAGAGCCAACAAGGACAAAUGAAUUGCUGCAAGCCAUUGGAAAAUCCCUUGAUAAGAAAGUCAGUAGCACAGAAGCGAUCGAGCAUUAUAAGAAAAGUUUGGAAAAGAAAAAAACUGGAUCAAAAUCAAAAUCUACAGUUAAAGAAGAAACUUCGAGAAAGCCCGCACCGAGGCAGGCAUCGCAAACGAGAAAAUCGUCGGAGAAAGAUAAAGUUUCAGAGCGAAAGAAAAGAUCAUCUAGCACUGGGAAAGUAACGUCGAGUGAAGUAAAAAAUGUCGAUGAUAGGCCCAAAGAGAAAGCAAGAAAAGAGAAUAACAAAAAGGAAAGUUCGAAGAAUAUCGAACCCAUAGAUAUCCCACCAGCUGAGCCAAUUGAAAAUAAAGUUCCUGCUUCGGCGCAAAAAAGAAGACCUUCUUCGUCUGCUAAAGUGAAGGAGAAUGCAAUAAUCUCAACGACUGAAACUAUGAAGGAGGAACAGGUACAACAUCGGAUUUCCUCGAGUAAAAUAAGACAUUCGGCGCAAAUAAAUGGCUUGCAAGAGAAGAUAGCAAACCUGCCCCCGGAGCAGUCUCUUAAUGAAGACGAGAAUAAAUCAGAAACGAGCAAUAACAAGGAAACUAAGAAAAGUGAAAUAUCGGAAGAAAACAAAGAACGGCAACAGAGCGCUGAGAAGAAGGAGCACACACAAAUGCCAACGUCAGAACUUGCAGGAUCUCCAAAUGAAACGAUUACUGAAACGACCGUUUUGCAGCAAUCCAAUGUAAGGCCUAAAACCUCUUUAAGACCACCAAGUGCUAGACCUAUCAGUGCCAGACCGGCUGCUCCUAGGAUAAGAGCGAAGACAGAUUUUAUUGUCAAUGAGGAGAUACAGACACCAGUGGGAAAUAUCAGUGUUAUUGUAGAGAACGCCGACUUGAAGGAUGACGACGAUGCUGAAGAUAUGGUAGUCAUGGAAACUAAAGGAACCGUUGGCGAUAAUUUAGAAAACGGAGAUUACAAGAUAGACAAUCAGCUGAUGCAAGAGCAUGGACAUCUUGUGGCACAAAUCUUAGAGACCCAAAGAGAAUUGGUCAACACCGACAAUGUCGAUGUAUUACCAAAGAAAGUGGACAUUGCGUGGGAAUCAGGUUCGAAGCGUGAUCGAGAAGCAGCAGCUAAGGAAAUUGACAAAUUACGUGGAACUAUACAGACGCUAACGCGUACGACGAAUCCUCUGGGGAAAUUAUUAGAUUACGUACAGGAAGACGUAGAAAUGAUGCAGAAAGAAUUAUUGGACUGGCGAAAACAGUAUCGUCAAUUGAGCGAACAAUUGGAAAGAGAACAGAAAGAAACAGAAGAGAUGAUAGAGCCUAUGAAAGAAACAUUGAAAGAAAUUGAUGGCAACAUGAAGGUUCAAAUGGACAAGAUACGUCAAGUAAAAGCGCAAAUCACUAAAAACGACCAAAAAAUUCGGCGAUUACUUAAUGGUAAUUUAUAAUGUAUGUAUAUUAUUUACUGUUAUGAAUUAGACUGUAAAUAUCUUUACAAACUAUUGAAAAUAUAUAAAAUUAUUUCAUCAUCAAUUAUAUAUAGC
Molecule: messenger RNA, 1901 nt
Organism: Nylanderia fulva
Lineage: Eukaryota; Metazoa; Arthropoda; Insecta; Hymenoptera; Formicidae
Gene: IFT54
Product: intraflagellar transport 54
Biological process (GO): intraciliary transport; regulation of microtubule cytoskeleton organization; cilium assembly
Cellular component (GO): intraciliary transport particle B; axoneme; ciliary basal body
Molecular function (GO): microtubule binding
Source: RefSeq, a predicted model, not a curated record